Molecule: messenger RNA, 996 nt
Organism: Guyanagaster necrorhizus
Lineage: Eukaryota; Fungi; Basidiomycota; Agaricomycetes; Agaricales; Physalacriaceae
Exons: 10
Coding region: 1-996 (331 amino acids)
Source: RefSeq, a predicted model, not a curated record
AUGCAGCCCAUCCCCGCAGGUUAUCCCAUAGAAAAGCUAUCUGGACCUUUGAUCGUCGCCCCUCUCUUGCACUGGGGACUCUUCGGGACCCUUUCUGUGCAGCUGUAUCUGUACUAUCUGGCAUUUCCGAACGACAGACAAUUCACAAAGUAUCUCGUCUAUGGCAUCUACAUCGUCGAAUUUGUUCAGACGAUGUUUGUCACCCACGACACCUUUGCAACGUUCGGGUACGGUUUCGGUGAUAUGCAAGCCCUCACCGACAUGCAUUUUAAUUGGCUCACUGUCCCCAUCAUGAGUGGUGUUGUUGCUUGUGUCGGGCAGGUUUUCUAUGCCUACCGAAUCUACAUAUUGUCAAAGUCACCAAUUGUCCCGAUAUUGGUCACCUGUGUUUCUUUGACCAGCUCUGUGGCAGCUAUGAUCACAGGCGCCUACUCGUUCCAAGCAGGCAACGUCACUGAACUCAAUAACAGGAGGACGACCAUUGCCGUCGGGAUUUGGUGUGGAGCCUCCGCCGUGUGUGAUAUCAUCAUCGCUAUCUGCAUGACUUUCUACCUUAUGCGCGGCGGUACUUGUUUCCGUCGUACCCGAAUGCUUGUAACGAAGCUAAUUCGCCUCACUAUUGAAACGGGAUCUGUGACAGCUGUUGUCGCUCUGCUCAACCUUAUCCUCUUUCUUGCGUUCCCUCAUCAGACUUUCUACGGGACAACAGCCCUCAUCAUUCCCAAGCUGUAUUCUAAUACUGUCUAUAUGGUCCUGAAUUCACGAAUCCAAAUUCUGGGCGGACGGGAUACCUAUACGUCAUCAUCCGAUAUGAGCAUCACGUCCACGAUGAUACGGGAUGUCAGUUCUCCAACGACGCAAGACUUACGGCGGACGGAUGGGAUGCAACAACGGGUACCAGUGGUUGCGAUAACUAAGGAGGUGUUCAACGCUGAUUUUGGAAUGGGUCGCAUAAAUGACAAACCACAGGACAAAAGCAGGGGCUACGCCUCGUAA